This is a messenger RNA of Caenorhabditis elegans, 592 nucleotides long. RefSeq names its product Mediator of RNA polymerase II transcription subunit 31 (gene mdt-31). Gene Ontology annotation, molecular function: transcription coregulator activity. Gene Ontology annotation, cellular component: nucleus; mediator complex. Gene Ontology annotation, biological process: regulation of DNA-templated transcription. Bases 17 to 553 code for a protein of 178 amino acids. NCBI's taxonomy places the organism in Eukaryota, Metazoa, Nematoda, Chromadorea, Rhabditida, Rhabditidae. The transcript is spliced from 4 exons. The record is from RefSeq and is marked reviewed.
AAAUGGUUUUAUAGGCAUGGGUCGUUUUAGUUUCAAUCGAUACGGCUACAAUACAAUGCAGAUGGAGAGUGUAGAAAGUGAAAAGACGAGAUUUGAAGUUGAAUGUGAAUUCGUGCAGGCUCUUGCAAAUCCAAAUUAUCUUAAUUUUCUCGCGCAACGUGGUUAUUUCAAAGAAGAAUAUUUUGUCAACUAUCUCAAAUAUCUUCUCUAUUGGAAAGAUCCUCAAUAUGCCAGAUGCUUGAAAUUUCCUCAAUGUCUGCACAUGCUUGAAGCACUGCAGAGUCAGCAAUUUCGCGAUUCGAUGGCUUACGGACCAAGCGCGAAAUUCGUAGAAGAUCAAGUGGUUCUCCAAUGGCAGUUUUAUCUUCGGAAACGGCAUCGUUUGUGUAUGAUGCCUGAUGAGGGACAAGAGCUUGAAGAAUCUGAAGAUGAAGCUGAUAUUCGACAAAAGGACACAGAGGAUGAAGAUGAUGAGGAAACGAUGAAGAAACCGGAUGCUGACACAGCCGAAAAGAAUUCCACAACUUCUACCGUUUCAAAGAAAGAAAAAUAAACAUAAAAAAUGUAAAUCAAAUAAAACUUCAUCACCACU